GUUUUCCAUAUUUGAUGCACUCUUAGGCCAAAUCUACUGGUUCUGAUAUACUGCUAGGUUAGACAUGGUACGCACCGUCAUGAUCGUUUCCGCUAGAGACAGUCACCAGACAUCAGAUAUGGACCAAGGGAUGGAUGGUCGCUCAGUGACUGAGUAUUCUUGGCGAUGGUGUGCUGAAGGUGUUGCUCAUCAAAACGAGACUGAGAGUGAAGAUAAAAAUGAGUAAUGGCUGACAGUCACUUCUUGAAGAAGAGAGGCACGGGUGAACCGGUGAUUUACGCAGAAAAGAGUUUGUUUCUCUUUAUCACCAGUUGUUGACUAGAAGGCUCUCUUUGUUUCCGUUUUUUCUUUUUGACCACUAUUAAUUUUGGA
Messenger RNA from Linum tenue, 372 nucleotides. NCBI's taxonomy places the organism in Eukaryota, Viridiplantae, Streptophyta, Magnoliopsida, Malpighiales, Linaceae. The record is from the annotation of a GenBank genome assembly.